UGCAAAGCAGCUCGUCACUGAACUCGGCGAGUUAAACCGGCGGUCCCACGGUGGCUCUGCGGCUUCGACAAAGGCAUUGCCAGACUGGUCUAGAGCAAGAACAGUGGCUCGUGAUUCUAGGACUUGAUCAUUCUUCAUAAAGAGUUAUAUCGCCUUUCUUCAAAUUCCCCUUUGAUCUUUUUCCUUCUUUUCCCUCUAUUUCGACUGUUACUUGCUUCAAGUUCAUUGUUUGUUCAAGAACAUUUUUAGCUUUAUUAAUGCGUUUAAGGAUCCUUCAAAAUGCCGAUCGAGGCUUUACAUGAAAGCUGUAGGAAGCUUUCUGUCUCGUCGGCAUCUGAAUGAGAAGUGCAUUAUAGUUGGUUUACGAGGCUGAACUUGGUUAACCCUUGGGAGUUGCAGCCGCUUCAGUUUUCCUAUUAGAAUUUAUUAAUCUCACUAUUUAUUUUUGUCACCUAGCAUGAUCGGGUUCUAGUUUUUCUUUUCUGUGCCUUUUGUUGGAAUGAUCAGCUUUAUCUCGAAACUGUCCUGUUUACUCAUCCUUGAACUUGAACUGCAGUGGUUUUGACUUCCCUUGUGCUUACAUGGUAGAUUUGAAGACGUAUAAAUUGCUCUGGAAAGGGAUUAAUUUAGAUGAUGUGCUUUUAAAAAUUGAUCUAAUUAUGAAUGCCUCUUUGAAUCCAGGAAGUAUUUCACCGAUGAGAGCAUCAUUUUUAUCAUAAUUGUUUGCUUCUCUGAAAUUUAAUUUUGAACCUCUUUGUUUUGGAUAACAUCCAUAUGGGUUUUCUUUACUCUUCUUUAUCUUAGGGAAGCAAGAGAUGAGCAGCAAGGUAGAAGCCUGUCCAGAAUGCACCCAAAGAUGCUUACGUUUUCAUAGAAAGACAGGGAAUUCAUCAUCUGUUACGUCGUUCUUCAAAGUUAUGUUUGGGGAUCGCUUUUCUGAAGUUGUGUUCUUCCCACCUAUUUUUGCAUCUACCGUGUCGAAGUUGGUUAAUAAAAAGGUUGUUCUUGAGGAUUCUCUUGGACAACAAUGGAAGGUAACAGUAUCCAAUUGCGAAGGAUCUCUUGCUUUUCAAGAAGGGUGGAGUGCUUUUUCAUCAGAGCAUAGCUUAGAAAUUGGAGAUUUUGUGAUCUUCAAUCACAUCAUGGACUUGCACUUCAAUGUUAGUAUCUACACUAAAACUGGUUGUGAAAAAGUAUGGUUUGCUGAAAAAAGCUAUACGAGGAAAAGAAUUAGAAGUACCUGUCCUGUACUUGAGAUAACUAAUGAAGGUUUGUCAAAUCCACAAGCUUCAAGACCCUCUGUGGGUUCUGGAUCCAAUGUGACACUAUCUCAAGAUAAAUUUCACGUGGCUGGUUAUCGAAACAUGAAUGUAUACCAGGGUAAAAGGCAAAAGUACCAGAGCAACGAUGAAUGGCAUGGACCUUUAGACAUUGUUGAUGAUUUGUAUUGUUUAAUCGACAGGAACAAGGAUGUAGGACCGGAGGAAAACAGAAGCCCCUUAUUUAACUUGUUUUCCAUGGAAAUGCAGAUGGUCAAUUCCUGCAUCAAUGAGAAUUCCACAAAUAAAGCUGCUCAGGAUGAGAUAAACCCGAACUGUGCUUCCUCAUCUCCGAAUACUAUAAUCAGUGUCGGCCCAGUUAACAGUGUUCCAGUAGAUAUAAGAGGAGACAUGGAAGUAUUGCCUUCAAAUGUAUCUGCUAACAAGAUAAAUGAUAAAAGACAGUGUUUUGAGGAGGCUGACAUAAAGAUGAGUGUCUCUGAUAAAGAUCCUUGCCACGACAGGACUAUAGAGGUUCCUUUUAUUUCAUCUGCAACAAAUUCCGAUCGAAACGGGGAGCCUUUUUGUGACAUGCCAUUAAAAAUCAUAAGAGACUACCAGAAUGUACCAGCAAUGUGCAACACAGUAUCGACAAUUACAAGACAUGAUCAGGGGUCUAGUGUGAAACAGGAGUACCCUCCAAAUUCCUUGAAGGUUAAAAAAUGGGACGAGAAAAAGAUCAUUAAAAUGGAACCAUUGGAAAUCAAAACAGAAGUGAACAACUGCGGAGACUUCAUUGAACAAAUAUUGGAGCCAAAAGUCAUUAAGGAGGAGUUCCUUGAAACGUCUAACCAAAGUGGUAGAGAAAUUAAUGAUACAACUGAUAAUGCAGACCCGAUUGGAACUCCAGCCCGUAUCUCCUGUGUAGUGGCUAAAGAUACUCUAUCCUUUCUGGAGCUGCCGAUGACUUUUCACCUACCAUGUUCGAGAGGUCGAAAAAAUCCAGAGAAUAAGAAGGUAGUGUUUCUGCGGGAUCCCAGUAAGAGAUUGUGGCCAAUUCUUUACCAUGAGAUGCCUAAUGUUCAAGUUCUAACAAGUGGGUGGGAAGCUUUUUGCUGUGCAAAUAGAAUCAAAUCUGGGGACGAGUGUUUGUUUCAUGUCAAGGACGACCUCGAACGUGAAUACAACGUUAGCAUUAGGAAAUGUAAAAACUAGCUGAUUACAUAAUUCUAGAACUCUUUACUUUUGGGUUUCCUGCUCAAAUCUCUUGGAAAAAAAGAGCACAGGUCUCAAAAAGUUUGGUGAAAAUCAUAUUGAUUACCAUAUUUGCUAGACAUUUUCUUUC
This is a messenger RNA of Cucurbita pepo subsp. pepo (vegetable marrow), 2604 nucleotides long. NCBI's taxonomy places the organism in Eukaryota, Viridiplantae, Streptophyta, Magnoliopsida, Cucurbitales, Cucurbitaceae. The record is from RefSeq and is a predicted model, not a curated record.